CACCAAUGCGGUGAGACUUUUGGCCCCCUGACGGCAAGGACGCACCGGGCAGCAUGCAUCGAUAGCUGCGGCACGCCAUCGAGGCAGCCCCACAUCAACAUGCGGCUGUUCCGGGCAUUCCUCGUGAGCCUUGCCACAGCCAGCAUCGACCUGCCUCGCGACUGGCAGGCGCAACAUUGUAGGGGCACCCACCUCGAGCAGACGGGCGAGACGGUCGUGGCCCUCGCUACCGAUGCGGCGAGAGGUUUCUUACCGAUCAUCGGCGUCGUGAAUUCGACAGUGCACAACUCGAAAAGUGACGUGGGCUUCGUCAUCGUUACCACAAGGGUCCACUUCCUCAAGAAGCUCUUAGAUAGGUUCUUUCCUUCCCUUAGAGUGGCGGUGUGCUCCGGCGCGGAACAGUUGUUGAGACAUCGGCCCGCUCUACAGAGGCUGUCGUCCCUCGCAAACUCGACACACGUAAAACGAAAAGAACUCCUAUCGCCCUUUAAUUUUGCGGCCUUCUACAUGCCUCAUGUUUUAUAUCAUACUCGUAGAGUUAUUUACCUGGAUACGGAUAUUGUUGUCCAGGGCGAUGUCUUAGAGCUCGCGACCUUAGAUCUCCACAACAAAGCCGUGGCAGCGGUCAACGACUGCUCACAAAAAAUAGCCAAGUACUUUCGGGAAGACUUAUUACCAAUACAACACAAGAUCCUGUGGCAACGGGUUUUGAGGGGUGAUGGGUGUGUUUUUAACAGAGGAGUUGUGGUGUUCGACACGCUUCGGUGGCGUACUCUGCAACUGACAGAAACGAUUGAGGAUCUCGUAGAUGCGUUUGUGGAUUCGAAGGCCAAGCUCUGGUCGUCGGGCAUCAGCCAGCCGCCCUUUCUCUUAGCUUUAGCUGGUAGAUAUGAGCAACUCCCGGUGACGUGGAACGUGCGCGGGUUAGGACGGCUGGACAUCGGUAGGAACGAGUGGCGGAAAAUAAAAGGGGAAGCGCUGCACUUCGGCGUCGACGCUUCCGUGUAUGAGCGGCAUUUGGCGCCGGCGGGGCCGUUCAGAGAACGCGUCUAUCCGUUUUUCCACCCCCUGGCGGCGAAGGCGUCGCUGUUGCAUUUCAAUGGGGAUUUGAAACCGUGGGCCUUGACUGCGGAGGAUGCCCGCAACUGGCACUUAUUGGGGUUGCGAGUUGCUUCCCAAGAAAACGUCCCGCACGUGCUCGGGACGUGCCGCUUGAAGCACUGCGCAUCCAGCUACAACCUAACGACGGACCAGAAGAUGCAUUCUGCUUGCGAGGCUUCUUUAGCGCAUACCCUGUCCAAAUCUAAGCUACACUGGGACCAAAUCCGCUUGUCGCCUAAUGGUAGAAAGUGGCCAAAACACCUCGAGUCCGUGGCGAAAUACUACGAAAGCGGCUGCGUCGCGCGGCCGCCGCUAUGUACCUGUCGGUCGCAACUCUCGGACGACUGUGUUACCAGUUGUGCUUCCUUGUGGCACGCCUACGUGAGUCCCGAAGUGAUCAAAUUCCACGACGCCGCUCAGGUAGAGGAGGCGCCUCGUACUACUGAGAACGACGGCGCGGCGUCCGCGACGGUCGCCGGCCUCGCCCUCGCCGCCGCCGGGUUUCUCGCGAUGAUGACCGUCUCCGACGAUGAAUACGAGCCGCCCACCGACCGCCCCGCCCCCGCGCGUGCGGAGCGGCCGAGCCGCCUGUACCCGCAGGACGCGCCCGGGUGCGUCACGGCGGGCAGGGACCACCACUGCCGCGGACGGAUCCCCCAUGGUCCCGGACCCCCCCUUGACUAA
Molecule: messenger RNA, 1785 nt
Organism: Pelagomonas calceolata
Lineage: Eukaryota; Pelagophyceae; Pelagomonadales; Pelagomonadaceae
Source: the annotation of a GenBank genome assembly